Tarenaya hassleriana is the source of this 1011-nucleotide messenger RNA. RefSeq lists its product as uncharacterized. The transcript has a single exon. The record is from RefSeq and is a predicted model, not a curated record. The coding region runs from base 1 to 1011 and encodes 336 amino acids. Lineage: Eukaryota; Viridiplantae; Streptophyta; Magnoliopsida; Brassicales; Cleomaceae.
AUGUCCACCGAAACCAACACCACCAACACCCCUUCCGAUGGCACCCCUGUGUCUACAGACACCGUCCAUCCCUAUAACCUCGACAAUCCUUCUUCUCCUUUGAUUAACAUCAAUGUGACCAAUAUUUCCAAGCUUUCGACAUCCAAUUAUCUCACAUGGAGCCUACAAAUCCGUUCUCUUCUUCAAGGUUAUAACCUUGAGGACUUCCUUGAUGCCACCAAAUCCACAUCACCGACAAUCACCGAAAACACCACGACCAUCCCCAACCCUGCCUAUGCAUCUUGGUUUCGUCAAGAUCGGUUAAUUUUUUCAGCCCUCCUCGGCUCCAUCUCACCAUCAUGCCAAGCACUUAUUGCCCGAGCAACCUCCACGAGUGAGGCGUGGACGACUCUCGCCUCCACCUAUGGUCGGUCUAGCCGGGGACAUAUCAAGCAAAUCAAAGACCAUGUGAGACGUUUCUCCAAAGGCGGGAAAUCUAUUGAUGAGUUCAUGCAUUUCUUCAAGACCAAAGGUGAUGAGCUAGCUCUUCUUGGCAAACCCCUAGAUCAUGAAGAUCUUGUGGAUCUCAUCCUCUCUGGCCUCGGUGAGGAAUAUCGCCCUAUCAAGGAUGCUAUCAAUGCCCCUGACAUACCUAUUUCGUUUGUGGAACUCCAUGAACGCCUAUUGAACCAUGAAUCGAUUCUUCUUGCUUCCGAGCCACUCCCAUCUGUGAUGCCGAUCUCUUCCCAUAAUGCUCAGACACGAACCACCGGCACCUCAUCUCGUCCUUCGUGGCCACCUCCUUCGAAACACAUCUCCCGCUCUCCCCAUGCAUUCUCGGCUAUUACGACCACUUAUUCGGAUUGGCACUCUAGACUAGGCCAUCCCUCUCCCGAUGUUUUAAAUAAGGUCAUAAACCAAUUUUCAUUACCCUUGUCGUCCAAUAAAACUCGUACCUUGUUAUGCGAAACUUGCUCUAUUAAUAAAAGCCACAAACUCCCGUUUUCGGUUUCUACUCUAACGUCUUCUUGA